CUGGCAGGGAGACGCCGGGCGUAGCGGGGCGGCGGCAGCUGUGAGCGGCGGCGGGAGCUACCAUGGAGCACAUCCGCACCACCAAGGUAGAGCAGGUGAAAUUAAUAGACCGUUUCAGCACCAGCAACAAAUCGUUAAUGGGAACUCUGUACCUUACAGCAACACAUCUGUUAUUUAUAGACUCCAGCCAGAAGGAGACUUGGAUACUGCAUCAUCAUAUCGCUGCAGUGGAGAAACUUGCCUUGACUACUUCAGGCUGCCCUCUUGUGAUCCAGUGCAAGAACUUCAGGGUAGUUCACUUUAUUGUUCCCAGAGAAAGGGAUUGUCAUGACAUUUACAACUCUUUGCUGCAACUGUCAAAACCAGCAAGCUACAAUGAACUGUAUGCCUUCUCUUACAAUCCAAAACAAAAUGAGUCUAAGCGGCUGCAAGGCUGGCAGCUCAUUGACCUAGCAGAAGAAUAUAAGCGGAUGGGCGUGCCAAACUCUAACUGGCAGUUGUCCGAUGCUAAUCGUGAUUAUGAGAUUUGUGACUCCUAUCCCAGAGAACUUUAUGUUCCCAGAACUGCAAGCAAGCCCGUAAUCGUUGGUAGCUCCAAAUUUAGAAGCAAAGGAAGAUUCCCAGUGUUAUCAUAUUAUCACAGAGAUAAAGAGGCUGCCAUUUGCAGAUGCAGUCAACCUCUCUCAGGUUUCAGUGCCAGGUGUCUGGAGGAUGAAAAUAUGCUGCAUGCGAUCAGUAUAGCCAACCCUGCUCAUCACUAUAUGUAUGUCAUGGACACUCGACCUAAGCUUAAUGCAAUGGCAAACAGAGCAGCAGGUAAAGGCUAUGAAAAUGAAGACAACUAUGCUAACAUUAGAUUCCAGUUUGUUGGAAUUGAAAACAUUCACGUAAUGAGAUCCAGCCUGCAGAAACUUUUAGAAGUCAGUGGUACAAAAGCUUUGUCUGUCAACAGUUUCUUGUCUGGUUUGGAGAACUCUGGCUGGCUGCGUCAUAUCAAAGCUGUAUUGGAUGCUGCUAUCUUCUUAGCCAAAGCAGUAGCAGUUGAAAAUGCGACUGUGCUAGUUCAUUGCUCUGAUGGCUGGGACAGGACUUCCCAAGUUUGUUCCCCUGGAUCUCUCUUGUUGGAUUCGCAUUAUAGAACAAUCAGAGGCUUCAUGGUUUUGAUAGAGAAGGACUGGAUCUCUUUUGGACACAAAUUUUCUGACAGAUGUGGUCAAUUGGAUGGUGACCCAAAGGAAAUCUCUCCAGUGUUCACUCAGUUUUUAGAAGGUGUGUGGCAUCUCACAGAGCAGUUUCCACAAGCCUUUGAAUACAAUGAAGCUUUUCUCCUUCAGAUUCAUGAACACGUCCAUUCAUGCCAAUUUGGAAACUUCCUUGGAAACUGCCAAAAAGAACGAGAAGAACUAAAAUUGAAAGAGAAAACUUAUUCCUUAUGGCCAUUCCUUCUGGAUGAGCAAAAGAAGUAUCUUAAUCCUCUAUACAAUCGAGAUUUUUCUCAGAAACUUGUCCUCUUGGAGCCUAACACAGCGUCCUUCAAUUUUAAGUUUUGGAUAAAUAUGUACCAUCAGUUUGACCGAACUAUGCACCCCAGGCAAUCUGUAUUUAAUCUCAUCAUGACCAUGAGUGAACAAAAUAAACAACUGGAGAAAGACUUUAAAGAACUGGAAGCUAAAAUGAAACAAAGAAACAGGCAACCAGAAGAACUCCUCACUAAGGAACCAUUGCAGUCUGUCCAUCCUGCUUCACCAGCACUUAAAACUUCUCCAAGCUUUAAGAAGGAGCAGCCUCUGUUACCGAUGAAUGACUCCAUUCGGACUAUAGAGGGCAGCAACACAGCAGACAAUCGCUACAGUGAAUACAUGGAGGAGUUGUCAAAAGCUGAGCCUGCUGUUGUCAGCUUGGAGUAUGGAGUGGCAAGGAUGACCUGUUAGUGAAACAUUGAACAGUGCUUCUUUUUUCUAGACUGACUGAAAUACAAGACAGAUUAUUGUGAGGAUGGUCUAUUGCUGCAUGACCAAAAUCUGAUUUGUAUAAUAGUGAGCUUUGUUACUGUAGAAUAGAACAGCAUGCUAAUUGUUAACGAAAGUGUUUGCUGUUCUCUUGAGAAAUAAUUGAAUUUAGCGGUAUUUAAGAAAAAAACAUUGGGGCAUUUAAUGAUCCUUAGUGACUUAACCAAUUAAGGAGUGGUCUGUUUUGGAUUUAACAAGUCACAGUUUGCUCUAGAGUGAGUAAAACAGUGACAUUACUUUAAGAUGUGUGCAUGGAAGCCAAACACAAAUGGACUUUCAGAGCCAAUUUUAGCUGGGCAGGAAAAACUUGACAAACAUUCUAUUUUAGAAACAAGUUUAUGUGUAUAUAUAGCAUACAGUAUAAAUAUGUAUACUCCUAUUUAAUUUUGACUCUCACUGCUAACUUUUGGUGUUUUAAGUGCCAUGAAAAAGUACAGUAUACUUCAAACUAUAAAUAGCUGGCCUUAAAUUUGUCAAAUCAAUUGCCUUCUUGUCCUUGACUAUUGCAGCCUGUAACAUGACUCUUGUUUACAUUUGUAUUUGCUUGAAUUGUUCUUGCUCCUUAAAAUGGAAUCAGAUUUAGGAAAUGUAAAAAAGCCUAAACAGUGAUGCUAUCAGCAAAUGAAGCUAUAAGAAUGUUAAAUCUUAUGCUGAAUAUUAUUCUUAUGUUUCCUAUUCCUUUGUUGUUUAAAAUGAUAAUAGAUUGGCCAACUUUUGUCAACCUAGAGGAUUAAUGGAUUGACAGCAUAAUUGAAACUGAUUCAUGUGUACAGUUUUUAAAAUGUUGAAUUGUGGCAAGAUUUGUAACUUGGGCACCAGUGCAAAGGAUUAAAAAUGUGGAGAGGUUUUAUUAAACUAGCACAUUGCUAAUAACUGAACAAUGGUCAUGUUCUCUUCAGGCUGUUUAGCUAUUAGACCUGCUAUGGAGUUGGCAACUGCAUAAGAUUCUCCGGGUUACAGUGGCAGAAGGGAAAGUUCUAGGAGCAGCAUUUAGUGAUUUGCAUAGUUUUCAAACAAAAUUGCUGAUUUUUAACAGAAUUCCAACAUAGCACUAGAAGGGAUCUCGAGAGGUCAUCUAGUCCCCUUCACUCAUGGCAGGACUAAGUAUUAUCUAGACCAUCCUCUCAUAAGAAAUCUGUAUCUCAUGAGAAAUCGAGGUAUUUUUGUAUUAAAUUAGUCUUUCAUUUCAAUAAGUUUCAAUUAUUAGUGAAAGUCCCCUUUAAAGAGACUAACUUUACAAGACUACACAAUCCCACUUACCUAAAUCUGCAGAUGGUCAGUUUUGGAUGAUUGUGCAGGGAGAGCCAAAAAACUGCUGUGGCCCAUGAGUAGGGAGCACAGAAGAAAGUGCCAGGUUUACAAACCAUCUGGCUUUAAAAGGGUCAUGGCAUUUGAAGCACAGUCCCUUUGAAGCCACUUACUUUGGAAAGCCACUUAACAGCUUCAUCUAGAGAAUACAAGCCUUGGGACAUAACUGUACUUCAGUUAACAGGAAGGUUUGGUAAGAAGGAACGUACUGUGUUUCUCACAGAGGUAAAAUAAAAUGUGUCCCUAGAUUGCCUUUCAUCUUAACUUCCACUGAAUUAAGAGGCUUUGCCAGGGUCUCUUGUUGUUUGCAACACUUUCUCAAUUGUUUCUAUUGCCCAGGUCAGGAGGAGAAUUAGGUUUGAAAACAGUAGUAGAAGAAAUGUGAGUGCCAGCUCUUAAGUAGACGUAUAAACGUUACAAGCCAAGGUAUUAAACUCCCUAGGUGGUAUAGUAGGUUAAUGCCACUGGCUUUGUACUUCUGGGUUCAAAUCCCUUUUGGCUAUAAGUGAAAAUGAGUUUAGUCUCAUCCUAAUUCCUAAAGUCUCUCUUAUUAAAAUUGCCAGCAUACCACACACCGCUUGCCACAAUUGGCAGUCUCUCUCUGCCCCAAAUGAGAUCCAGGACUGUAAUAACAAGAGCAAUGCAGGUCAUGAUCAAAUUGCAUUGGCCUAGCUGUCUAGAAAAAUAUGACCGUGUCUGCCUGCAUCUAGCCAGAGUAUAAAUCAGCUGCUCAUUUCACUCACCCCAUUACAAAACAAAACUUGGUGUGUAAAUGAAUGUUUGUCAGAAGCUUUUUAUCACUCAAACACCUUCCUGUUGUCCAUCACUUUUCAGUAAAAGGGGAAAACAACAUCCUUCUAUAUAAACAGUAAGACUGCACAUUUUUUUCCAUUUCAACCAUUGGUUGAGUUUGUUGGCUGCAAACCUGUAAGACACCAAUGUGCAAAGGAAGGCUUUGUGCCUUAUUGGCCAGCCCCAUUUGCUAUGUCAUCUCGGACUCGUAGUUUCCCAUUACAGGUCUCUAGUAUUAACCUUGUUCCUUACAGUCACAAAACGAAGACUUAGAAAAUAACCAGGGUAUGUGUAUCACUUUGUACUGUUUGUCUUUACUUUCAGCUUUUAUGGUGGCGUGUCACAUAUGUUGCUUUCUAUAGUUAUUGCUUAGAGAUAACAGACUCUAAAGUUUGUAGUUUACUAAACUCCUCUGUUUUGGAAAA
Messenger RNA from Malaclemys terrapin pileata, 4534 nucleotides. RefSeq names its product myotubularin related protein 6 (gene MTMR6). Gene Ontology annotation, cellular component: nuclear envelope. The transcript has 14 exons. Gene Ontology annotation, molecular function: phosphatidylinositol-3,5-bisphosphate phosphatase activity. NCBI's taxonomy places the organism in Eukaryota, Metazoa, Chordata, Testudines, Emydidae. Gene Ontology annotation, biological process: dephosphorylation. The record is from RefSeq and is a predicted model, not a curated record. Bases 63 to 1931 code for a protein of 622 amino acids.